Molecule: messenger RNA, 5198 nt
Organism: Schistocerca nitens (vagrant locust)
Lineage: Eukaryota; Metazoa; Arthropoda; Insecta; Orthoptera; Acrididae
Gene: abo
Product: DET1 homolog
Exons: 4
Coding region: 384-2054 (556 amino acids)
Biological process (GO): protein ubiquitination; positive regulation of proteasomal ubiquitin-dependent protein catabolic process
Cellular component (GO): nucleus; cullin-RING ubiquitin ligase complex
Molecular function (GO): ubiquitin protein ligase binding; ubiquitin-like ligase-substrate adaptor activity
Source: RefSeq, a predicted model, not a curated record
AAAAGUGAAUCAGGGAACUACAACAUGUCUACGUCAAUCACAUAUUGACAUCAUUUACUCAUGUGCUGCAUAUCUUUCAUUAACAUUCUAGUGUUUAGAUACAAUGGACUGUGCUGUGUGCUCGAUGAUAUUUGCCACUGAGAACAUCUUUGUGAAAAUGAUGUCUCUGUAGCGUUUUUCUUAGUUUACCAUAACUGUGAGUUGUACAGCAUCAUAAACAAAAGUGCGAUGGAAACUGAGUCGUCUGUAAAGUAUGUUUGUUGACGUACUGCGUACCUGUGGAUACGUGUAAAGAAGUUCGUCAUGUUUUUCACAGUUUUCAUAAGCUAAAAGCGGCAUCAACAUGUAUAGGAAAACGUGUAGUGUUGCAACGUUUAUGAACAAUGGAAGACAAUCUGAACGAAGACACCUGUAAACACACCAUAAAACCAAGAUACAUCCCUCCACAGAAUAUUGUCCACCGAUUAAGGAAGAGAGAAACAUUUGGAGCCGUUCAUCCGGGUACACAUUUCCACGUUGCUAGGGAAUUUCAUCAAAACGUUUUCCCCAAUUUCACAAUAAUAAAUGUUGAGAAACCACCUUGUUUUCUCCGAAAAUUCAGUCCAGAUGGCCAGUACUUCAUUGCUUUUUCAUCCGAUCAGACAUCGCUGGAAAUCUAUGAAUAUCAGGGAUGUUCAGCAGCUGCCGACCUCGUUCAGAACUGUAAGGGCGAAUAUAUUGGACACACCAGCGACCGAGAGAGUGAGUACAUACGAAGUUCAGUCUUCAGUCGUUUCUUUAAGAUCAAAUAUACCGUCAAUGUUGCGCAGAGUGGAGAGCAACUUAAUAGAGAGUGCAGCCUGUUUACCGACGAUGGUCGGUAUGUUAUUGUUGGUUCGGCAGCUUUUAUUCCAGACGAUUUGCGCCCUCAUUUUUAUGAAAUUUAUACUAAUAACGAAUCGGUGACACCAAACCCUCGCUCACCAUUGGAGGAUUACUCUCUUCAUCUAGUUGACAUUCAAGCUGGCCGUCUUUGUGAUACCAAAAUGUUUAAAGUUGAUAAAAUAUUCUUAUCUCACAAUCAGGGUUUGUACUUAUACAAAGAUACUUUAGCCGUACUCUCAGUACAGCAUCAGACAAUACAUAUUUUUCAGUUGUGUGACGGCAUGUUUAUAAGUGUGCGAACUAUAGGUCGUUUCUGUUAUGAGGAUGAUGACUUCAUUCUGUCACCAGUAUCGAACCCAGGACAGAAUUCUAUUAAUUACCGAGCCUUUAGAGAAAAAAGUAUAAACUGUAUGAAACACAGACUGUUGGUUUUCUUGUUCAAGAGAGCGAAGCAUAUUUCAGAUACAACCAAUGACCCGUAUGAACUACGGAAAUUUUAUCAGUACUUCGAUCAGUUUAGGGCACUCCGAAUGUGGAGGAUGCAGCUUCUGGAUGAGAAUCAUCUGCUUGUCAAGUAUGCAAGUGAAGAUAUUGUUACAUUAAAAGCAACAGAGGCCAAUGCUCAGUCAUCCUUUUUUGUGGUGUACAAUAUUGUUACCACUGAAGUUAUAGCUGUGUAUGAGAAUACAUCUGAAGAACUCCUUGAGCUGUUUGAAAACUUUUGUGAUUUAUUUCGAAAUGUAAAGUUACACUCGGAGUCACAAUUUACAUGCUCUCCAUCCAACAACAUAUAUGCAAGGGUGAUCCAGCAGCGUUGUAAGCAAACAUUUGUGAGUGCACGGUUUGGUGGUGUAACAGAGGCAACCAAACGAAUGUUAACACAACUACCAAUCAGCGCUCAGUCGUACAGCUGCUCUCCAUAUCUAGAUCUGUCACUCUUUAGUUAUGAUGAUAAAUGGGUCUCUGUUAUGGAGCGACCAAAAGCUUGUGGUGAACAUCCCAUCAGAUUUUAUGGACGUGACUCUGGUUUGCUGAAGUUCAGAAUUUAUGCUGGGGUACUUGGACGAAGUCCUCCUCCUGCAGCAAGGCGGCUUGUGGCAUUCACUUUCCAUCCGAGAGACCCAUUCGCCAUCAGUGUUCAGAGAACCAAUGCAGAAUAUGUUGUUAAUUUUCAUAUAAGGCAUGUAUGACAAAGAAGAAGAAUGAUCCACUCAACUAAAGGCACAGGCAGAUUUGCACACCCUGUCAUAGCUUCAUAAUAUGAAGUUACAUGAUGGAUAUGGAUGACAGAGUCCUUGUGAAACAAAAUUAAAAUUUUUACUGUUAUUUCAUUUCUCACCUAAACUAAAUAGUCUCAAAUUAAAUUUCAAUGUGGAACAUAAGAUUUGGUUUUCAAUGGUGUAUUUCAGGAAAUCUUAUGAGUAUGAAAUACUAGUGUAGUAUUUCAGUAUUGAUUCUCAUGUAUCAAAAUACAUCAGAACAACAUAUUGUUUCCACUUUACCAGUGAUAUGUUAUUUUGAGCCUGUUGUGUUAUAUUUAGACUGUAGUUUCAAUCUCCUAUGUUCUGCCUGUUUUUGUAAAAUAUGUUGAGACAACAUGAUUUGCAUUACAAGAACUGUAAAAUGAGGCAGCAUAUUUAAGUUCCUUUGAAAGGGAGCCGAAAAGGAGGAGAUCUCCAAAUGGAUAUGUUAAAGAUAGAAUAAAUGUAUAAGAGAACAAAUGCUUGAAUACUUUGUACUGUCACUUAUGUUUAUGUGUAUUUAUAAUUUUUUAAAUAGCAAAACAGGAUUCAGUUUCCACUAUGAGCAGUAACACGUAAUUCAAGCACCAGAAUAUGAUCAUAGUGUGAUUGCUCUGAUGACUGAUACAUAAUGGGCUCUACAGAUAGUUUCAUGACAAAGUCAGAUAUUCAGUGAUAUGUGCCAUUUGCAUUUUGUAAGUAGCCUUCUAAUACUUUUUGUAGCACUAAUUACAAUGCAAAAGGCUUUUUCUUAAAUAUAAAUUACAAUUUCUCGUUUAAAGCAUUGUGAUCAAUAUAAUAUUAGAAGGUGUGCAAACAGAUAAUGUCAUUGUUAGUGAAUUUGUACCUUAUUUACAAGUGCUGGCACUUGGAUAAAAACCCUAGAACCUAUUGUUAUUUAGCUGGUGCCAUUCCUACAGGCCUGCGUGUCAGUUUUCAUUAUCUUUGAACAUGAGUCAAGUAAGCUGCAUCGUAUACUACUCAACAUUUUCCCAUUUACAGCAGUUUCCUGUGACAUAAAAAGUUAUGUACAUACUCAUAGCUUCAGUAACACAGUUGAUGAGAGGCUUCAUUUUAAAGUGGUUAAGUUAUAUUGGGACAGUCAAAUACAUGUAACUGAAUUUUGUAAUAAGUUCAAUGCUUGUAACAAUUUUAUAUGUCAAUGCAGAAUUGAUUUUACAUUAUUUUUGUUCAAAAAUUUUGUGACGAUACCUAGCAUUAUCUGUUGUGAGAAUGAUGACUUUUUGUCUCAAUGACAAUUAAAUAUUUACUGGUAUCUUUAGACAUCCCUAGAUGGGAGAAAUAACUGUCAUUAACAUAUAUAGGUGUCAUUUUCCAAACAGAAUAAUGUGGACAGUGAAUGCUGUAGAGAUGUCUUUGCUAGCUCUCUGCCAUGGUCAUUAACCUUUAUGUAUCUGAAUUCCUUGACACCCACUAUUCAGACAUUGUUAUCUCUUGUCUAGGCAGAUCAGUCACUAACCAACAAACUGUUGUUAAACAACAUAAAUUUUUCAAAAGCUGUCUAACAUAAUGCCAGAAAGAAUAUUGAGAUUACAGUAACUUUAUUAUUUUUGUUUACAGCUCUGUUGGCCCAGGUGCAUUGGAACCAUCAAAAUAUUAUCCCAUAUUUGACACAUACACAGCUAUAAGUGUAUUUCUUUUUUUGCUAAUGGUUCGACACAGCAAUAUUUCCUUGAGUUUUUAUUGUUACUUUAUUAACCACAAUAAAUGACAAAGCCAAAAUACUUUGUGUGUGUGUGUGUGUGUGUGUGUGUGUGUGUGUGUGUGUGUGUGUGUGUGUGUGUGCGCGCGUGUGUGCGAAUAUUAGAGAAGCAAUCUUCACCUCACACUUUUUUGGGAAGAUCGGUGUGCAGAAAAUAGUGUGAUUGCAGUCCUAACUGUUUCCCCAGAAUAUGGUUUUCAACACUAAACCAUUUCAGCACUGUUCUGUUCAGUGCUAGGGCUCAAGGUUCAAGAGAUUCAACCUGUAUAAUAAGUGUCAAUGAGUUGAUUGACAUUGUAUAUGGUUCUUAGGUGUUAACAUGAAAUACAAAGCCUUCACUUACCACAUACAUGACACAAAGUGUCAUAGUUGUUAGGUAAAGAGCUAUGUUUCCUGUAUUUUGUAAACUAUGUUGGCUAAGACUUUUCCUAAUACUCUAUAUGGUAUUAAAUGUAUUCUGCCAUGUAAAUAUUUGUUCAUCGUUUCUGUUGUUAUGUACUUAAUGUUUCAUCACUGAUGAAUUUGUCAUCUUCUUUGAUCAUUUUUAAUUUUGAAAUUGAAGUGUAAAACACUGGUUUUGUGUACAUAAAACUUUUAUGAAAUGUAACUGAGGGUAACAAUAAUUCUGAAAGACUGUUUUAUACAUAAAUUUUCAUGAGCAGAAUGGUACUGACAAUAUGUAAAUUUGGAUUCUGCAGAGUAAUAGUUUUUGCUUUGGAAAUGUUUUCAUGCAGUGUUCAUCUGCGGCAAUAAAUAUUAUUCUCGUCUUUUCUUUAGGCUCUACACAGGGUUAUAUAUCACUCUUGGAAUGUGUUCACGUCAGUGAAGCUGUAAAAUUUGUGAUAUUUUUGUAACUAGCUGUUAUUUUGUGAUGACAUUUUUAUUGUUGUUGAAUUUGAUUAGACAUUUUGCUAUACCAUUGUACACUUCAGUGCAGAAAUCACUUACAUAUAAAUAUUUUAGAGUAACAUUUUCUUAAUUAUCUUUCUCAUUUUUAGACCUGUAAAUAAGUAAUUUUUGAAUUAUUUAGAAAUUUCUAUCGUGGGCAAAUUUCAGAUGAAGUGUGUUAUUUGUAAGAAGGUGUUACUAAAUUUGCUGAUGGAAUUUUGCAGCUAUUAAAUUAUAUUUUUGUGAUAAUGGGAACUGUUAAUUAUGUAAAUAUUGAUAAUUAUUUUCAAAAAUAUACUUUUCACUGAAAAUAAUUGUUGUUAUUUUUAAGUUAAGUCAGAGGUAUGAUACUGUUCUGUCAGAUGCCAUGCUAAAACGUCUCCAGUAAGCCCCUUAUUUGGCAGAGUAUCACACCAUAUUCCUACUAGAUUGUCCCAGUUAAGGGAACCAAAACUCCCUUUAGAGUUACUGACACUAUAUGU